This is a messenger RNA of Telopea speciosissima, 933 nucleotides long. RefSeq names its product strigolactone esterase D14-like. The record is from RefSeq and is a predicted model, not a curated record. The coding region runs from base 89 to 910 and encodes 273 amino acids. Lineage: Eukaryota; Viridiplantae; Streptophyta; Magnoliopsida; Proteales; Proteaceae. The transcript is spliced from 2 exons.
AAGUCAUAUCAUUCUAUAGAAUUUACAAGUCCUCAAAACUCUCUGUUUGGUAGCUGUAGCUACCACAGUUACAUUUUUCAGCAAAACCAUGGAUUUUCUGAAUGGAGAGGGAGGAAUUGUGGGAGCCCUAAACGCCAAAGUUUAUGGCAAUGGAACAGAAACUCUUGUUCUCUCUCAUGGGUUUGGUUCAGACCAGACUGUAUGGCACUAUAUCCUCCCUUACUUGGCAUGCUACUUCAAGGUGGUGGUCUUCGACAUGAUUUUUUCAGCAAAUGUCAAUCCUCAGCUUUACAAUCCUCAUAGAUAUUCAAAGUUUGAUUCCUAUGCUGAAGACCUUAUUUGUCUUCUUGACCAGCUCAAUGUGACCAGUUCUAUCUACUUGGGUCACUCAAUGUCUGCCAUGAUUGGGUGCAUUGCUGCAACACAUAGGCCACACCUCUUUAAACAUAUUAUCUUACUAAGUGGCUCUCCAAGGUACCUCAAUGCAAAAGGAUAUUAUGGGGGCUUCAAGAGAUCAGAUGUUGAGAUGGUUUUCAAAGACAUAAAACAGGAUUAUCAUGCUUGGGUGAAAAAUUUUUCUCCACAGGCUGUUGGUGUCAAUGAUACAGCAUCAAUACAUGAGUUUGAGUGCAGUUUAGGGAGAAUGAAACCCAAUAUUACACUUCAUGUUGCUAAAACUGUGUUCUUGAGUGAUCUUAGAUGGGUGUUGAGACAUGUUAAGAUACCUUGCACCAUCAUCCAAUCUGAAAGGGACUUUGUUGUUCCAAUCUCAGUUGCAGAAUACAUGAAACAUAAGCUUGGUGAUGACACAAAGGUUGAGAUAUUGAAGACAAAAGGCCACCUUCCUCAGCUCACAGCUUAUCCUUUACUGUUGGAAGUAUUAAAGAGAGUGCUUCAUAUUAAUGAUUAACAUGAGAGGGUAUUUUAGAAAUC